CGACUUCAAAUCACUCUUCCUUUGUCACUGACAUUUGCCAAAACAACACAUGUUUUGUGCAUUUUCGUGUAUUAUUUCUAUUUCCCGUGACUCUAACUAAAGCAAGGCUUUCAAGAUGCCUAAAACCAAGAAGAAGUUCAUAGACCGAAAGAAGGCAGUAACGUUCAACUUAGUGCACAGGUCGCAGCGGGAUCCCCUGGCCGCCGACGAGAGCGCCCCGCAGCGGGUGCUGGUGCCCGUCAGCGCCGCAGUACCGCCGAGGAAAGAAAAGGAACCUGAGCUAACUCCCGAGCAGCGCAGAGAGGAGCAGCGCAAGUACGGCGUCUACUUCGACGAUGACUACAACUACCUGCAGCAUCUCAAGGACACCAAGGAGGUCACGCUCGUUCUGCAGCCCAAAGCAACACAUAAACGGAAAGAGAAGUCGCAGCCAUCAGGCGAGGAGGAUGAGCCAGUAAUCCCUGUUGUGGAGAAGCUGAAUCUGCCAAGCUCCGUGUUCGCAUCCGCUGUCGAGGAAGACGUGGGUUUACUCAACAAAGCUGCUACACAAGGAUUGUGCCUGGACCUGGACCCGGAAGUGGUAGCGGCGCUGGACGAGGACUUUGACUUCGAGGACCCGCAGAAUGAGCUGGAGGACAACUUCAUCGAGCUGGCCAUGGGGGAAGGAGCGGACGAUGGCGAGGAGUAUGAAGAAGACGAUGAAGACGCCGACAGCGUGUCCGGCGACUCCGGCCAGGCCUUCGCCUCCGACCUCGACUCGGACGACGACACCGACCCACAGGAGGGCCGCCGGCUGGCAGCGUGGGACAGCGACAAACACGACACCAAGUCCCGGUUCUCGCAGUACUCCAUGUCGUCCAGCGUCAUCAGGAGGAACCAGGGCCUGACGCUGCUCGAUGACCGCUUCGAGAAGAUGUUCGCGGAGUACGAUGACACGGAGCUGGGCGCGCUGGAGUGCGAGGAGAUCGAGGGCUUCAUGCCCGAGUCGCACGCCGCGCUGCUCCGCGCCGCCGACGAGUUCGAGGAGUCGCGGCGGCGGCACCAGCUCGACAAGGAGCGCGAGAUCGCCAGGAUUCGCCGGCUACAAGAGAUCGAAGAAGAGUCAGAGGAGGAGCUGGACACGGUGGAGGUGCCGCGGGAGGAGAAGUGGGACUGCGAGACCAUCCUCUCCACCUACUCCAACCUCUACAACCACCCCAAGCUCAUCGAGGAGCCCAAGAAACCGGGCAAAAUCCGCAUCAACCCCAAGACGGGCAUCCCCAAGGACGUGCUGGAGGCCGACAACAAGCUCACGGUGAAGUCGCUGGCCAGGUUCAACGCGCUGCAGCCGCCCGCCGCCGCUGAUGAUGAUGAUGACGCCGCCACCCGCGCCGACACCGUGCUCUCCACCCUCAGUGUGCUGUCGCUACGGCCCAAAGAUGAGAGUCCGGAAGAGAAGAAGGAGCGCAAGCGGCUGCUGAAGGAGUUCCGCGCGGAGCGGCGCGCGGAGAAGAAGGCCAACCGCGAGGCCUUCAAGCAGGAGAAGAUGCGCCAGGAGAAGAUCCUGCUCAACAACCGCAACAACGUGCAGGGCAACCGCAUACUCUAGGCUCUAGGCUACGCUAGCUUUACGAAACAAUAUAUUAUUAUGUUAUAUA
Leguminivora glycinivorella is the source of this 1637-nucleotide messenger RNA. It is a transcript of the gene LTV1, whose product is annotated as protein LTV1 homolog. Gene Ontology annotation, cellular component: nucleus; preribosome, small subunit precursor; cytosol. NCBI's taxonomy places the organism in Eukaryota, Metazoa, Arthropoda, Insecta, Lepidoptera, Tortricidae. The record is from RefSeq and is a predicted model, not a curated record. The transcript has 11 exons. Gene Ontology annotation, biological process: ribosomal small subunit biogenesis; ribosomal small subunit export from nucleus. Bases 116 to 1588 code for a protein of 490 amino acids.